Triticum turgidum subsp. durum (durum wheat) is the source of this 822-nucleotide messenger RNA. The record is from the annotation of a GenBank genome assembly. Lineage: Eukaryota; Viridiplantae; Streptophyta; Magnoliopsida; Poales; Poaceae.
AUGGGCAUCGCAAUCGCCGACAUGGUCAAUUUCCUCCGCGCCUCCAACAAUGGUGACAUCAUCACCAUCAAGGUCGACGACCAAAACUUUGAGGACAUUACCAUAACAUUCGAGUCGCCCGACAAGACUAAAACUACGGCUAUGGCUUUGUUUCUUGUGGACAGCAGAAGCCAACGCCUCAAAAUCCCGGAUUGGCACGAUAUGGAGCUGAAGUACCAGGCCAUUUUCUGCAUGCCCUCUGCGGAGUUUAUGUGGAACUGCAAGUCCCUCAGCGUCAUCGACGACGAUGUUGUCAUCUCGGUGGAUAACGAGGUCAUCAGCUUCUUUACUUCAGGAAAAAGUGGGUGCAUGAACAUUGCCCAUGUGCCGAACAAAACUGACAAGCCAGAAAAAGCUAGUGUUACCCUUACACAUAUGCGAGGGCCAGUUGAAUUGACCUUGAACCUGAGGUACAUGAACUCCUGCGCCAAGGUGUUUACCCUGUUUGAUCAAGUGAAGAUCGGUCUCUCCACCACGCAACCUGUGAUGGUCGAGUGCAAAAUUGAAGAGAAGGGCUACAUCAGAUAUUUCCUGGCACCAAAGAUCCAAAUAGAGAUUGAAGAGGAAAAGGAAGGGAAAACAGAGAUCGAAGAGGCAGAGGGAGAGGAAGGGAAAACAGAGAUCCAAGAGGAAGGGAGCCCAAGGAAUAAAGCAAAAAGAAAGAAUGCCGAGAGGAACAAGAGUUCGGAUAGGAAGGAAGAUGAAAAUAAAGAGAGAUCGAAGAAGAAGAAGGGAUCAAGAAAGAUAAAAAAUGAUGAAAAGGAAGAUGAGAUGCUGGGCUGA